Molecule: messenger RNA, 6824 nt
Organism: Oryctolagus cuniculus (rabbit)
Lineage: Eukaryota; Metazoa; Chordata; Mammalia; Lagomorpha; Leporidae
Gene: XKR7
Product: XK related 7
Biological process (GO): apoptotic process involved in development; engulfment of apoptotic cell; phosphatidylserine exposure on apoptotic cell surface
Cellular component (GO): plasma membrane
Source: RefSeq, a predicted model, not a curated record
AGUCGCUCCCCGCCGCCUGCUCCGCCAACAUGGCCGCGAAGUCGGAUGGCGCGGCAGCCGCUGCCGGCCCGGGGCCGGAGGGGGCGGCCGGCGGGGUCCGCGGCGGGGCGGGCGGGCGCGGGGAAGCGGCGGCGGUGACCGGAGGCGCCGAGGCGGGGGGCCCGGGCCCGCGCUACGAGCUGCGGGACUGCUGCUGGGUGCUGUGCGCGCUGCUCGUGUUCUUCUCCGACGGCGCCACGGACCUGUGGCUGGCGGCCUCCUACUACCUGCAGGGUCAGCACACCUACUUCGGCCUCACCUUGCUGUUCGUGCUGCUGCCCUCGCUGGUCGUGCAGCUGCUCAGCUUCCGCUGGUUCGUCUACGACUACACCGAGCCCGCGGGGGCCCCGGGACCCGCCGUCAGCACCAAGGACAGCGGUGCAGGCGGAGCCGCCAUCAGCACCAAGGACAGCGCCACCGCCUUCAGGACCAAAGAAGGCAGCCCCGAACCGGGCCCCCAGCCCGCGCCCUCAACGGCCAGCACCUACCGCCGCCGCUGCUGCCGCCUCUGCGUCUGGCUGCUGCAGACCCUCAUCCACCUCCUGCAGCUCGGCCAGGUCUGGAGGUACCUGCGCGCGCUCUACCUGGGGCUGCAGAGCCGCUGGCGCGGCGAGCGGCUGCGGCGCCACUUCUACUGGCAGAUGCUGUUCGAGAGUGCCGACGUGAGCAUGCUGCGCCUGCUGGAGACCUUCCUGCGCAGCGCGCCCCAGCUCGUGCUGCAGCUCAGCCUGCUGCUGCACCGCGGCGGCGAGCCCGACCUGCUGCCCGCCCUGUCCACCUCGGCCUCCCUGGUGUCCCUGGCCUGGACGCUGGCCUCCUACCAGAAGGUGCUGCGGGACUCGCGGGACGACAAGCGGCCCCUGUCCUACAAGGGCGCGGUGGCCCAGGUGCUGUGGCACCUGUUCAGCAUCGCGGCCCGCAGCCUGGCCUUCGCGCUGUUCGCCAGUGUCUACAAGCUCUACUUUGGCAUCUUCAUCGUGGCGCACUGGUGCGUCAUGACCUUCUGGGUCAUCCAGGGCGAGACGGACUUCUGCACGUCCAAGUGGGAAGAGAUCAUCUACAAUAUGGUGGUGGGCAUCAUCUACAUCUUUUGCUGGUUCAACGUCAAGGAGGGCCGCAGCCGCCGCCGCAUGGCCCUCUACCACUGCCUCGUGCUGUUGGAGAACGCUGCGCUCACUGGCUUCUGGUACUCCAGCCGCAACUUCGCCACCGACUUCCGCUCGCUCAUCCUGGUCUGCGUGGUGGCCUCCAGCUUCGCGCUUGGCAUCUUCUUCAUGUGUGUCUAUUACUGCCUCCUGCACCCCAACGGGCCCAUGCUGGGUCCCCAGGCUGCCGGCUGCAUCUUCUCCGAGUCCCCAGAGCCCUGUGGGCCGCCGGCUGAUGCUGUCACAAGCCCCCCGAGGUCCCUGCCCAGGACUACAGGCGCUGAGCGGGAUGGGGCCUCCGUGGGGGGUGAGCGACCCGGGACCCCCACACCACCUGUCUUCCAGGUGCGGCCCGGCCUGCCGCCCACACCAGUGGCCCACGCCUUGCGGACAGAGGGGCCUGUCAUUCGGAUCGACUUGCCUCGCAAGAAGUACCCGGCGUGGGACGCUCACUUUAUCGACCGCCGGCUGCGGAAGACCAUCCUGGCGCUGGAGUACUCCUCGCCGGUUACACCGCGGGUGCAGUACCGGAGCGUGGGGACCUCGCAGGAACUGCUGGAGUAUGAGACCACCGUGUAGGCUACAGUCUCCCCGACAAAGGCAUGGGCUUGGCUGGCCCCGCAUCGACCACCACUGUGUGGAGCCCAGAAUUUCAAGGCCACCAAGCUAAGGGGGAGUGGCCCAUCAUCGGUUCUUUCGGGGUGUGGGGGGGCAGCCUUUUGGAAGGCCUGGCCCGAUGCCCUGUAGCCCAUUCCCCAGGGAGACAACUGGUGCUACACCCCUCAUGAGCUGCCCCACCCCAUGGGGCCUCAUACCCUCUCUCCUGCCUGGCUUUGCUCACAGCUUGGCCCUGGUGACCUGCCAGGCAAAAGGGCACUGUCUAGGGUCCAUGACCUAGACCCUGUGCUCCUCACUGGGGUGUGUGGGGGCGGGGAGGAGGCCUCGGGGAAGGAUGGAGGGGCUAUAUGUAGGGUUGGCACAGUUUCUGUAGGGUCUGAGGCCUGCAGCUGGGGCAAGAGGGGAGUUGACGAAGGGAGUUGGGGUGGGUGGGAGAUGGAGUAGGAGGCAGUGCUAGAGAUGGAUGGGGGGCAGACCCCUGAGGGGUCCUGGCUGGCAGAGGUCUGAAGCAGGGGAGGCGUGGGGGAGGGGAACCUGCACUCCAGAGUGUGGGUGAUGAGGGAGGCAGACUCCUGAGAGGGGCUCUACCAGGGCUGAGGUUCCAGACACGUCCGGGGGAAGUUUCCAGGAGCCAAUCUUUGUUCUGGAUGAGCGUCUGGAACAUUCUGCCAUAUCAAGGCCUGGAGCCCAGCAGAUAAAAUGCGUAGGAAGACACUUGGUCUGGGCCCACAACAGAUGAGGCUCCAUCAUCUUCCUGCUCCAGAGCCAUGCUUGGUUCUCGAGGAAGUUCUAGAACACUUGGCAGGUAGUAGAGUGUCCAAGAGACUUCUGGGGCUUGUGGGAGUUCUAGGCCCCUGUCCACCUUGGUCCACAGCUGUCUUCCUGCAAGGACCCCUGAGACAUUUCUGCUACCAACUGUUCCCAGCUGGAGAAAACGUAGCUCUGGGGACGUGACGUGAAUCCUGGCUCUCAGCCGUGCCGCAGAUGCGACUCCCUGGGGCGACGUGUGGGAAACUGACUUGUUUUGCCUUCCAUCUGACAACACCCCAGUCCCAUUCCCACGGCCUGAACUCUCCCAGGGCUCGUCCCCGCACCUGGGACAGCCAGUCCUAGACGGGAUGCAGACAGCAGCGAGUGUUAAGGACAGACACAGACCUGGGCGGGGGGGUGGUGGGCAAGGCUGGCCAUGAGAAUCCUAGACUAUGCAAAUUAGAGGAGCGCUUAGGCCUCUUUGGUUCAGCCGCCCAUGGGAUUCCCAGAGGAGCAGUUAGUCUCACAAAGUCCCAGGCUCCUGGACGCCACAGCAAAUGGUGAUGACCGGUGCUGGAUUUGCCAAAAGCGACUCCAAGGGCAGAGGGGGCAGGACUCCUCUCCCCCCAACUACCAGCACCACAAGCACACAUCUCACCAGUGGCAAGGCCACCCCAGUCCCGGUGCCAGCGGUAGCUAUGCAGACGGCACUGGCCGAGGCAGGGUGUGCGUCUCUCCUGCCCACACAGAAGGAUGCUUUUCCCUCUUUUGUCCAUUUCCCCGAGCCCUGGGGAGCUCAGGAGUGGUGGGGCUGGGAGAAGCCGAGGUCAUGGCAGGCCUGCUUGGCUGGGUUCUCCCAUCCACCUUGUCCUCUGCCCAAAUCUGUCUUCAGAGGCCGAAUUCUGUGGUCCGUCACACACUCCUCAAAGCCUUUAUGAGACAGAACCUCGGGGACGGGGCCCCAGGUCCAGCUGUCUCUCCAGGGCUGACCUUGGCCAAGAGUUUGCACCCUGUGUGGUUUCCCUGACCUUCUCCCCUGCCUGCAACACCCCUGCAAGAAAGGUGCCCUCAACCCAAUGCAGGCUCAGAGGCAGCAUGCUAGCCGCCCUUGGCAGUUCCUGGAACGGCCUCUCUGCUGGUGCCUCUCUCCAGCAUGCUGGGAGGAAAAGUGGACAAUCUCCAGCCGGGAGCAGCUCCGGGAGGCACCCGGGCACCCUGGGAGGAGAAUGAGCUGGCAGUGCUUGGCGAGGCGUGAGGCUUGCAGAGAAGUCACAGCCAUAUAUUUGGCCUCUGCUCCACCCCCUGCCCCUAUCAUUGCAAUGCUAGAAACCUUCCCUCAGGGCCUCGGCCAGAAAGAACCCGAGUCCCACAUGUGGUCGCAGUCCCAGGACCCCAGGGAGAGGGCUGCCGGCCCCUUCUGCGCCUCCUCCUCUGGGGAGCACUGGACCCUGCCCCUCCCAGGCCUGAGGUCCUCCAGCGCGCUGGCCUGUGCCCACACCUGUCGUCCUGCUGCUCCCCGUGUGACGUGGGGGAGGGCCCUUCCCCUUAGAACUGUCUCCUCUCUGUGACACAAUCUACCUCAGCUGCUUUCUCCCCUGCCAGAACCAGUUCCCCACCCCCCACCCCAGCCUGGAAGCUCCGUCCUCCCAGGAUGCCAAGGGGACUUGCAGUGAGAAGGGGUCCAGAGCCCCAAGCCAGAAGGGGGGCCCUUGGGGUCCCCUAAGCCAUCUGCUCCUCCCAUCCAUUACACACAGGUGAUAUCGAGAUCCAGGGACUUGCCCAAGAUCACACGGUGGGGCGGUGGCGGCGGCGUCAGGGGGUUCCCAGACAUAGGCGGGAGUCAAGUGCAUCGAACUUGCCAAAACAGAACCCCUGGAACCAAAGGGCCAGGCAGGUCCAGCCCUGCCCCCGAGCAGCUCUAGCGUAGGACGCUUAUGUCCCCUUUCCCAUCAUUGUCUUGAGCUUCCCCACCUCAAACCAACCCCCUGGGCUGCCGACUGUUCUCACGGUCACCAUGCGCCCAUCACGCCUGCACGCUCCGACCUGCCACGUGCCUUGUAAAUCGCCCGGCUGAGCAGCACAGACUCUGCCCUCCCCAGCAGGAGGGGCUUCCUAGGUGCCCGCCCCCCAGUCUGUUCACCUGCUACACCUGUGUCCCCCAGGGCGUGUCACCAGUGAGAGUUGGGGAAAGCAGAGGCCAGGAGGCCGAGGCUGGGGAACACCCAGGUCUCCAGGUGAGGGUGCAGGCCUGGGAAUACCCAGGGGUGAUUUUAUCUGGGGCAGAGGCCCUGCAGCUCUUAGAGCUCACCCGGGCCUGGAGGCCAUGCAAGCCUGACGCCGUGGGGCACGGUUGCCUGGAUUGCAAACUCAAAACAAGAGGCAUGGAGGUGCUAGACAGCAGGGCGUGGUGGAGACUGAGACCAGCAGGAGAACGUGUGCCCUCCCUGCAGGCACUGAGGUUCACAGUUUUGAGAAGCACGGUGCUGGCCAAACUAGGCACUCAGAUUUGGCCCUCUUUGGGUCUCUGGAUCAAAACGUGGAGAUGGUUCUGGAAACCCCUCCAGGGAAGUCAGGAACAGAGGCAGUGGCUCCCUGAGACCUUGCUAGUCCAACCCUAAACUCCUACCACCUGACAGCUGCCCCCACUGCUCUCUCAGCUGAGAAAGGAAGGUCAGUCUGGGAGUCCGGGGGUCCCUGGUUUGGGAGCCAUCACCUGGUAAGGGCUACAGCCCCCCGCACCCAACCCCGGAGUGCUGGGGUCUUCAGUUUAGCAGGAACCUGUAUCAGGUAGGGAGAAGGGAAGCCCAGGUGCAGGAUAAGAAGGAAGGCAGGCCCAGCUGCCCCACCUGCCUCCUCCAGGACUGAGCUGGGGGUAGGGCCUGCAGGGAGGCGAGCGGUCAGUACCUGCACUGAGGUGCUCUGUGAUGCCUGCGGACGAAGGACCGAGUGAGUGCCAAGCCAAGCCACUGGGGCAGCCACAGGGACGGGGCCUGGGUCCCCGUUCCUGGCCAGGGAGGCUUCUGACACUGGGGGUGGGGUGUGGGGGGGAGUCAGCCAUUCCAGCUGCCGAGGGGAAUGGGGACUCCUGGGAGAGGCCAGGGGAGGAAGAACUCUGGAGCAGAACAUGUGGGAGUGGGAGAGGAGGGCCCGGCCCAGGCCUGGCCUGGCUGCUGGAGACAGGAAGCUCCCCGGGCAAGGGGGCCCCUGUGCUCUGCCUCUCCCACCCCUCCCUUUUCAGCAACCCUGGCCUUUCUUUCUAUGCACAAUCACUACAAGGGCACCCCUAGGCCAGGCUGAAGGGGUGGGGGCCCCAGCGCACCUGCAAUAAUCUGGGACAAAGAGGGGUACAAUAGGCACGGGGUGGGGCAAAGGGAUGAUCCCUGCUCCCCAGAUCCCAGACUCCACCUAGACUGAGCGUGACCCUCCUCCCACCUGUCUCCUUUGGGCUGUCCUGCCAAACCUGGAAAGGCCUGGGACGAACACAGCCCAAGCCCACUGGUUUCCCAGAGAGCAGGAAGGGACCGGAACCAUUGCCUGGUCCUUCUGCCCCUGAAGAGCCUACGGUUUGGGAGUUCGGCCUGGCGUUCCUCCAAACAAGCCUCAUUCCUUGAGGAAGAACUCAGUUUCCCACAUGAAAGUAACUCAAGCCAAGCUUCUGAUUGCAGAAAGUGAAUGCCGCCAUGGCCUGGAGGUCAUUUCUAGGGUCUGGAGGCAAAGAAAAUCCACAUUCUGGAUUGUGUAAUACAGAGUUCUCGGAAGCAUUCGCAGGCACUGUUUCCUGCCUCCACGGAUGCUCAGUGGGUUGGUCACCCAGUGUCCUUUGGGACAGCAGGGGCAGGCCUGGAGAUGGGAAGCUGCCAGCCUGUCAUACCGCCAGCUAGUGGCAGGGUGGGACUAGAAUCUAGGUCUUUGGGGGUCCCAGCAGAACACCCCCGCCCUGAUUCCCCUCCGCUUUCUCUCCCGACUCCAGGAACCACUAGCCAUGCCCGAGGGGCCAUUCCCCUCCCUCAGCACAAUUCCGAGUGACCCUUCCCGCUCCCCAAUCAGUCCCCACCUGGCCCACUUCUGUUUCCAGUUCCCGGUCCCACCUCCUGUAUUUAUAAUGUCUGUGCCAUCCCCAACCCCCACCCCCACUGAGCCCCUCCGCACUUCCCCCAGGAGGGGGAGGGGCCCCAAGCUGGGGCUUCUGGACUGAGACUUUUUUGUACGCCACAGACUUUUUGUAUAUUUUUAAUUUUGCUGCGACAUGAGAUAUUAAAAGUCAUUUCAGUA